AUGUCCUCUCGGCCUGAUGGUACAGAUUUCCAAGACUUAGUCACUGGGCUACAGACUCUUCCGGAUGGAAUUGCGGUUGACACGAAAAACCACCAGUUAUAUUGGACCAACAUGGGCGACCCGAUGGUCAACGGCGGUUCGAUGCAACGAUGUGAUGUUUCCGGUGCGAACAUCGUCACCUUUAUUUCAAGUGGAGUAACAAAUACACCAAAACAGCUCAAAAUUCCCCGCAAUCAGAUCUACUGGUGUGAUCGUGAAGGCAUGAGGAUCAUGCGUGCAGACCUGGAUGGGAGCAAUGUCGAGGUUCUUUACCAUGCUGGUUCAUCGGACGAUGAUCGCGAAGACCGCCGAAACUGGUGUGUAGGUAUUGCAGUGGAUGACGUCCGGGGCAAGUUGUAUUGGUCGCAGAAGGGGCCUUCCAAAGGUGGCCAAGGGAAGAUCAUGUGCAUGACUCUUGCACCUCAUGGCGAAGCCAACACAACGACAAGCCUUCGAGAAGUACACACUGUCCUUGACAAUCUACCCGAGCCCAUAGACUUUGAAUUGGAACCAAACACCAACACUUUCUACUGGACCGACCGUGGAGAUCCGCCCUUCGGGCAUACCGUCAAUGCGUUCCCUCUUGACGCUGCGCACAAGGUUGGUCUGAUGGCAGUGAGAGUUCUCGUGCAAUGA
Molecule: messenger RNA, 675 nt
Organism: Penicillium odoratum
Lineage: Eukaryota; Fungi; Ascomycota; Eurotiomycetes; Eurotiales; Aspergillaceae
Exons: 1
Coding region: 1-675 (224 amino acids)
Source: RefSeq, a predicted model, not a curated record